Manacus vitellinus (golden-collared manakin) is the source of this 1485-nucleotide messenger RNA. RefSeq names its product iroquois-class homeodomain protein IRX-5-like. Gene Ontology annotation, cellular component: nucleus. Lineage: Eukaryota; Metazoa; Chordata; Aves; Passeriformes; Pipridae. Gene Ontology annotation, biological process: neuron differentiation; regulation of transcription by RNA polymerase II; cell development. The record is from RefSeq and is a predicted model, not a curated record. Gene Ontology annotation, molecular function: RNA polymerase II cis-regulatory region sequence-specific DNA binding; DNA-binding transcription factor activity, RNA polymerase II-specific.
GCCCGGUGCGGGGCGCGACGGUGGCGGGGCUGCCUGUACCCUCGAAGCGGGCAGCCGUGGCGCGGGGAGCGGCGGGGCAGCGCGAGCGACUGGAUCCCAAGCAGCGCCCGCCGGCUGCGCCAGCGCCUCAGAGUUCCCCCGGCCCCCGGAGACCGAGAGCGGCCCUCAGCGACUCGGAUUGCAAAGAGACGGCGGAGGAGCGGCUCGACGGGCCGGCACCGUAGCCCCCCAAGGCGCCCGGCGCUUCCCCGCUCGGGACGCUGCCCGGCGCUCGGCCGUGGCGCCGCCGCCGGCGGGCGGCCGAGAGCCCCGCCGUACGCCCGCCCUCCGCCGCGGCCGGCGGCCCGCCGCCACCGCGCGCCCCCGUCAUCCACUCGCCGCAGCAGGCGGCCCUCGCCAGCCCAAGCCUCUGUCGCUGGCGAGAUCGCCACCUCGGCGCGGACAAGCGAAGGAAGCCGCGCGGCGAGGCGGUCCCACCCGGCACCGCCGUGCUGGGCGGUGGCGGCCCGUCGCGUUCGCCGCCGCGGCCGCGCUCGCCGCGCCGCGCAUGUUGCCCCUUCCCCAACGGCGGCGGUCUUCCCGGCCGCAUCUACUACACGGCGCCCUUCUACCCCGGCUACACGAACUACUGCUCCUUCGGCGCCCUGCACGGGCACCCCGCCGGCCCCGCCGCCGCCGCCCCCGGCGCCCACUUCAAUGGAUUAAACCAGACUGUCCUCAGCAGAGCCGAGAGCCUGGCUAAAGACACUAAAAUGAUCAGGAGCCAGUCCCAAGUAGACCUUUGCAAAGACUCACCUUACGAACUGAAGAAAGGUAUGUCCAACAUUUAAUAUCGGCUUCUCCUCCCUAACCCCUCCUGGGACUGUGGUUUUGUUCUUUUUUUUUUUUUUUUAAUUUAUUUGAAAGAAAUAAUAAAUUGCUUUGGCAGUUAUUUUUUCACUACCAAAAGAAAAACAAAACAAAACAAGCAGAAAAAGACCAGCUCCCCCCCUCUCUCCCAGCACCCUCUUCAAAAGUUUAUAGAGUCUAUUGGAAAUGACUGGGUGGAAACCGCCCAGAAAUGUCUUAAGCAAGUGAAAAGCAAAGGAGUGACACGCUCUCUCUCACACACACAAAGAAGAAAGAUUUGUAUUAAAUCUUAUUCUGUAUAUUUAAUGUAGCUUUUUUGUAUUUAAAUUGAUAAUACAGUAUCUUUGAAGUAAAUUAUGAAAUCAAGACACCUGUACAGGCAUUAAUGUUGUUUUCGUAAUAUAAAUAUAUACAUUUCUGUGUCUUUUUCCGAAUUGUUUCAUAGUUUUAAAAUAUAUAUAUACAAGUUUAAUUUAAUUUUUUUAUGCCUAUUGUUUUUUUUCCCUUGGGUGUGAGUUAAACCAUAAUGCAAAAACAGGACAAAAAAAAGGAAAUAGGUUAUACGUAUUAGAUACAAAAAACUGCAGCCGCCUUUGUAAAAUGCAAAUAUUUAAUUAAAAGAGAUUUUUAACAGAA